Camelina sativa (false flax) is the source of this 264-nucleotide messenger RNA. Lineage: Eukaryota; Viridiplantae; Streptophyta; Magnoliopsida; Brassicales; Brassicaceae. The record is from RefSeq and is a predicted model, not a curated record.
UCUGAGGAACAAGUUCUCAGCGCAAGAAGCUGGAAACUGCAGAUUAAGCUAGCAGAAGCUACUAAAAUUGGGGUAAAUAAGAGAAAACAUGAGCUAGAAACAGAGCAACGUGCAGCGAAAGUGCAACGUUCAUAUCUGGAUCUGAAUCUUCCAGUGGAUGAGACAGAAGUUGGCCUCGAUCAUGAGACAGAGGACAGGAACGCUUGGUUCGAUAGCUUCAUUGAACAAGUGGACGGAAAAGUGACGUUCAAACCGGUUGACUUU